This is a messenger RNA of Brassica napus (rape), 1224 nucleotides long. RefSeq lists its product as uncharacterized. Lineage: Eukaryota; Viridiplantae; Streptophyta; Magnoliopsida; Brassicales; Brassicaceae. The record is from RefSeq and is a predicted model, not a curated record. The transcript has 4 exons. Bases 1 to 1224 code for a protein of 407 amino acids. Gene Ontology annotation, molecular function: zinc ion binding.
AUGGGAACUCAGCGCCAGCUCAAACCUGUUCCUUCUCGGCUUGGCGACGAACUAGUCUCUCUCGAAAGGAGAGAUGGCCAGCAACGCAAGCCAGCGCUUCAACCGGAGAAGUCGGAAUCAGAACCGGAGAAGUGGCCUCGCCCAUCUAAACAUCGGAACUUCUCUUGUCACCGUGGGAAGAAGACAUUUGUUGAUACCGAAAAUGAUGAUUCUUGGGGAUGGUUCUUUCAACAACUAAGCAAGGCAAUUCCCGAUGACGAAGAACUUGCAAUAAUUUCUGAUAGGCAUAAAGCUAUAGGUAAUGCUAUUGGAAAAGUGUAUCCUAAGUCUAGUCGCGGAAUUUGCACGUACCAUCUUUUCAAAAAUAUAUUGCUACGGUUCCAAGGUCGUGAUGCAUUUAGAUUGGUUAAAAAAGCUGCAAGUGCUUUUACAUUGGCUGAUUUUAAUACAACAUUUGAAGAGAUCCAAGCGAUGAAUCCAGGAUUACAUAAAUAUUUGGAAACUGCUGGUAUACAAAAUUGGGCUCGUGUGCAUUUUCCUGGGGAUAGAUACAACUUAUUGACGACAAAAAUUGAUGAGUUCAUCAGCAAAGUCAUCUCAAGCUCAAGAACUUUGCCCAUUGUAAAACUCUUGGAUGUGUUACGGUUAAUGAUGACAAGAUGGUUUACAAGUAGGAGGACAGCUGCAGGAACAACGAAGACAACCUUGACUUGUGCAUUGGAGAUACUUUUGGAGAAACGUGUACCAAAUGCCAAGAUGCUUACAGUUCAAUCAAUCGAUUUGCAUCAUUCACAAGUUACAACUGGUUCGUCUCUGCAUAUCGUUAAUUUAGCAGGAAGACAAUGUACUUUUCGUCGUUUUGAUAAGGAGAAGUUACCAUGUGUUCAUGCCAUCGCGGCGGAAGAAGCACGUAAGCAAAGCAGCAUAUCACUUUGUCACCCUUAUUAUCACAGCUCAUACUUGUGGAACGCUUAUUCCACUUCCAUAAUGCCAAGAGAUGCUGCAUCACCAGUUCCAGAAAAUAUCGAAACAAAGAUUUGCUUGCCUCCGGUUAUACAUACACAACCUGAAAGACCCAAAAAUUCAAGGAUGAAGUCGGCUUUGGAGAAUGCCACUGAGAAAAAACGACCUAGAAAACAACAUUUAUGUUCAAAGUGUCAUCAAUCUGGACAUAACAGUAAGACCUGCAAGGUUCAGGGUGUUGUGUUGUACCCAGGUGGCUGA